CUUAAGGAAAUCUCUGAAAACCAGAGCUAAAACAAACGAUAGCGCUGCGAAAAUAUCUGGAAUCGCUUUGUUUAAACGAACAAGUAUUAAGUCGUGAGCUAGUGCUUCGUCUUGGGACGUAUAUGCUGAAUUGCUUUGUUUCCAAAGCACUGUUUAACUAGUAAUCAGAUUUCAAUGAAAUUUAUACCAUUUUAUUCCUCUCAUUAAAAUAAAUUGGAUGGUUAGACGAAUCUGCUUGGAUUUAUCACCUUCGCACGAAUGGGAAAAUAUGCUAAAGGUCAUCAAUGAAAAUCAGCACCUGGUAAAUCGGGUAUUGGCUACCUCAUGAUCAAGAAGCUUCCUUCAAGGUUACAUAAUCUGAUAAGAGAAACAUACAACCUUAUACUAGUUUCAGGACACAUCCCUGAACAAUGGAAAUCUUCAACGAUAAUUCCCAUUUCGAAACCAGAGAAAUUUAAUUACAAUAUGGUCAAUGUUAGACCAAUAGCACUAUUAGAUACAUUUAGAAAAGUACAUUUAGAAAACUUUAACCAAAAUUAUAAGUUCCAGGUUGGGGACGAUAUUUAAUGAUAAUAAGGAUAUAUAUAUUAUGUCCGGACAAUUUUUGUGGCCUUAAAGGAGAUUCAACGUCAACGCCUAUACAACUAAUCAAGACCAACACAAACAGUUAUGGAUUAUGUUUCGGGAUAUAGCAAAGGAAGAAAAGCUCAAAUCCUAACAUCGUUUGGACUGACUCCUUCUUUUGAGGC
Messenger RNA from Rhizophagus irregularis DAOM 181602=DAOM 197198, 749 nucleotides. NCBI's taxonomy places the organism in Eukaryota, Fungi, Glomeromycota, Glomeromycetes, Glomerales, Glomeraceae. The record is from RefSeq and is a predicted model, not a curated record.